GCCGCUCUCGCGUCAUCACAGAUAAAAGUGAAAGUAAAAGAAAGCUGAUGUUUCGCCAUUUUAAACAGACUGUCGAUUCCUUCCACUUUAAAUUAUUAUUACAUUUUUCAUAGAAACUUUUAUAAAACCUUAGACAGGAAUUUAUGUGAAGCUGUGAUGGAAGAGAUGGAGGAGUUUGUGAAUCGGGUGGCUGUGUAGAUUUUGAUGAAGGUGAUUGUUCACGCCUCCCUUUACAGCUUCAUUAUGGAUGACACACAAACAUCCAGAGAUGAAGAUUUUUCUCCAGGAUUCAGUUCAGUUCAGCAGGAGAGAUCAGAGCCAGAGCCCAGCUGUGUGUCUAUGAGGAGUGACGGGUCUAUGGGUCAUCCAAUAGAUUUUAAGAAUGACGAUACACAGACUGAUCUCAGGUCAAUCCUGCCACAAAGAUCAGCCGUAACAAACCCUGUCUGUGAGAAGAAUGACCAGUCUAUGAAUCAACUACAGGACUUUAAUGAAAGCAGCCAUGAAGUCCUUACCACAUUUAGAUCAAAUCUGAUGAAGAAGUUUGAACGUCUCUAUGAGGGAACAGCAAAGCAGGGAAACCCAACACUCCUGAAUGAGAUCUACACAGAGCUCUACAUCACAGAGGGUGACAGUGGAGAGAUCAGUAAUGAGCAUGAGGUGAGACAGAUUGAGACACAAUCCAGGAGAGCAGCAACAGAGGACACACCGAUCAAAUGCAAUGACAUCUUUAGACCUUUACCUGGACAAAACAAACCCAUCAGAACUGUGCUGACAAAGGGAGUCGCUGGCAUUGGAAAAACAGUCUCUGUGCAGAAGUUCAUCCUAGACUGGGCUGAAGGGAAAGAGAAUCAGGAUGUCCAGCUCAUAUUUCCACUUCCUUUCAGAGAGCUCAAUUUGAUGAAGGACAAAACAUUCAGUCUUUCAGAUCUUCUUCAUGUCUUUUUCCAUGAAACAAAACAAAUGGAAAUAUUCAGUGACAAAUAUAAAGUGUUGUUCAUCUUUGAUGGUUUGGAUGAGUGUCGUCUGUCUCUGGAUUUUCAGAGUGAUGUGAGGUUGUGUGAUGUAAGUGAAUCAGCCUCAGUUGACGUGCUGCUGAUGAACCUCAUUGCGGGGAAUCUGCUUCCCUCUGCUCUCAUCUGGAUUACCUCCAGACCAGCAGCAGCUGAACUCGUCCCCUCUAAGUGUGUCCAUCGAGUGACAGAGGUACAAGGCUUCAAUGAGCCACAGAAGGAGGAAUACUUCAGGAAGAGAAUCAGUGAUCAGAGUCUGGCCAAUACAAUCAUCUCACACCUGAAGUCAUCAAGGAGCCUCUACAUCAUGUGCCACAUCCCAGUGUUCUGCUGGAUCUCUGCCACUGUUCUAGAGAAGAUGUUGAGCGAAGCAGAGAGUGGAGAGAUUCCCAAGACUCUCACUCAAAUGUACACACACUUCCUGAUCCUUCAGACCAACAUCAAACAUGAGAAGGACUAUAAGAAGAACCUGACAGAUGAAGACAUGAUCCUCAAACUGGGGAAAGUGGCUUUUCAGCAGCUUGUGAAAGGCAAUGUGAUCUUCUAUGAGGAAGAUCUGAGAGAGUGUGGCAUUGAUGUGACAGAAGCAUCAGUGUACUCUGGAUUGUGCACUCAGAUCUUCAGAGAGGAGUCAGGCUUGUAUCAGGGGAAAGUCUUCUGCUUUGUUCAUCUGAGCGUUCAGGAACAUCUAGCAGCUUUAUAUGUGCACCUCUGCUUCACAAACAACAACAGAAAUCUAUUUGAUCCAGUCACCAAGUCAGAUUUGUUGUCUAUAAUUAAGGACCGGUUUCAACUCAUGUUUAAACAUGUUUUAUUUUCUGAGCUCCAUCAGAGAGCUGUGAAUGAGGCUCUACAAAGUAAAAAUGGACAUCUGGACCUUUUUCUACGGUUCCUUCUGGGUCUGUCAGUGGAUUCUCAUCAGAUUCUCCUACAGGGACUAAUGACACUGAGAAGAAGCCAAUCUGACAGAAAUGAGAAAACAGUUGAGUACAUCAAGGAGAAGAUCAGGACCAUUGACUCUCCAGAGAAAUCCAUCAAUCUGUUCCACUGUCUGAAUGAACUGGGUGAUCAUUCACUAGUGGAGGAAAUACAACAGUAUCUGCAAUCUGGAACAAUAAGUGAAGCCAGACUCUCUUCAUCUCAGUGGUCAGCUGUAGUUUUUGUGUUGCUGACAUCAGAGAAGAAGCUGGAUGAGUUUGAUAUUAAUAAAUUUGUUGGAGAAAACAAUAAAGCUGAAAAACUGACGGUUCUUCAGAAGCUGAUGCCUGUGAUUAAAGUUCAUUUGAGUGAUUGUGGUGUCACAGAGAAAGAUUGUGCUGCUCUGACUUCAGUUCUGAGAUCAAACCCCUCACAGCUGAAACAACUGAAUUUGAAUAAUAAAAAACUACGAGAUUCGGGUGUGAAGCUUCUCUCUGUUAUACUGGAAGAUCCUGACUGUAAACUGGAGAAACUCUGGUUGUGCAAUUGUGGAGUCACAGAUGAAGGUUGUGCUGCUCUGGCUUCAGCUCUGAGAUCAAACCCCUCACACCUGAGAGAACUGUAUCUGUCUGGGAAUAAACUAGGAGAUUCAGUUCAUCUGCUCUCUGCUGUACUGGAGGAUCCUCACUGUAAACUGGAGAUACUGUGGUUGAGAUAUUGUGGAGUCACAGAUGAAGGUUGUGCUGCUCUGGCUUCAGCUCUGAGAUCAAACCCCUCACACCUGAGAUAUCUGGAUCUGUCUAAAAAUCAACUAGGAGAUUCAGUUAAUCUGCUCUCUGCUGUACUGGAGGAUCCUCACUGUAAACUGGAGACACUGUGGUUGAGGGAUUGUGGAGUCACAGAUGAAGGUUGUGCUGCUCUGGCUUCAGCUCUGAGAUCAAACCCUUCACACCUGAGAGAUCUGGAUCUGUCUGGGAAUAAACUAGGAGAUUCAGUUCAUCUGCUCUCUGCUGUACUGGAGGAUCCUCACUGUAAACUGGAGAUACUGUGGUUGUGGGAUUGUGGAGUCACAGAUGAAGGUUGUGCUGCUCUGGCUUCAGCUCUGAGAUCAAACCCCUCACACCUGAGAUAUCUGGAUCUGUCUGUGAAUAAACUAGGAGAUUCAGUUCAUCUGCUCUCUGCUGUACUGGAGGAUCCUCACUGUAAACUGAAGACACUGUGGUUGUGGGAUUGUGGAGUCACAGAUGAAGGUUGUGCUGCUCUGGCUUCAGCUCUGAGAUCAAACCCCUCACACCUGAGAUAUCUGAAUCUGUCUGGGAAUAAACUAGGAGAUUCAGUUCAUCUGCUCUCUGCUGUACUGGAGGAUCCUCACUGUAAACUGGAGAUAUUGUGGUUGAGAUAUUGUGGAGUCACAGAUGAAGGUUGUGCUGCUCUGGCUUCAGCUCUGAGAUCAAACCCCUCACACCUGAGACGACUGAAUCUGUCUAAGAAUAAACUAGGAGAUUCAGUUCAUCUGCUCUCUGCUGUACUGGAGGAUCCUCGCUGUAAACUGGAGACACUGGCGUUGUGGGAUUGUGGAGUCACAGAUGAAGGUUGUGCUGCUCUGGCUUCAGCUCUGAGAUCAAACCCCUCACACCUGAGAUAUCUGGAUCUGUCUGUGAAUAAACUAGGAGAUUCAGUUCAUCUGCUCUCUGCUGUACUGGAGGAUCCUCACUGUAAACUGAAGACACUGUGGUUGUGGGAUUGUGGAGUCACAGAUGAAGGUUGUGCUGCUCUGGCUUCAGCUCUGAGAUCAAACCCCUCACACCUGAGAUAUCUGAAUCUGUCUGGGAAUAAACUAGGAGAUUCAGUUCAUCUGCUCUCUGCUGUACUGGAGGAUCCUCACUGUAAACUGGAGAUAUUGUGGUUGAGUGAUUGUGGAGUCACAGAUGAAGGUUGUGCUGCUCUGGCUUCAGCUCUGAGAUCAAACCCCUCACACCUGAGACGACUGAAUCUGUCUAAGAAUAAACUAGGAGAUUCAGUUCAUCUGCUCUCUGCUGUACUGGAGGAUCCUCGCUGUAAACUGGAGACACUGGCGUUGAGGGAUUGUGGAGUCACAGAUGAAGGUUGUGCUGCUCUGGCUUCAGCUCUGAGAUCAAACCCCUCACACCUGAGACAUCUGAAUCUGUCUGGGAAUAAACUAGGAGAUUCAGUUCAUCUGCUCUCUGCUGUACUGGAGGAUCCUCACUGUAAACUGGAGAAACUGUGGUUGAGGGAUUGUGGAGUCACAGAUGAAGGUUGUGCUGCUCUGGCUUCAGCUCUGAGAUCAAACCCCUCACACCUGAGACAUCUGAAUCUGUCUGGGAAUAAACUAGGAGAUUCAGUUCAUCUGCUCUCUGCUGUACUGGAGGAUCCUCACUGUAAACUGGAGACACUGUGGUUGAUGAAUUGUGGAGUCACAGAUGAAGGUUGUGCUGCUCUGGCUUCAGCUCUGAGAUCAAACCCCUCACACCUGAGACAACUGAAUCUGUCUGAGAAUAAACUAGGAGAUUCAGUUCAUCUGCUCUCUGCUGUACUGGAGGAUCCUCGCUGUAAACUGGAGACACUGUGGUUGUAUGAUUGUGGAGUCACAGAUGAAGGUUGUGCUGCUCUGGCUUCAGCUCUGAGAUCAAACCCCUCACACCUGAGAUAUCUGAAUCUGUCUGGGAAUAAACUAGGAGAUUCAGUUCAUCUGCUCUCUGCUGUACUGGAGGAUCCUCACUGUAAACUGGAGAAUCUGUGGUUGAGGGAUUGUGGAGUCACAGAUGAAGGUUGUGCUGCUCUGGCUUCAGCUCUGAGAUCAAACCCCUCACACCUGAGAGAUCUGGAUCUGUCUGGGAAUAAACUAGGAGAUUCAGUUCAUCUGCUCUCUGCUGUACUGGAGGAUCCUCACUGUAAACUGGAGAUACUGUGGUUGAGAUAUUGUGGAGUCACAGAUGAAGGUUGUGCUGCUCUGGCUUCAGCUCUGAGAUCAAACCCCUCACACCUGAGACGACUGAAUCUGUCUAAGAAUAAACUAGGAGAUUCAGUUCAUCUGCUCUCUGCUGUACUGGAGGAUCCUCGCUGUAAACUGGAGACACUGGCGUUGGAGGAUUGUGGAGUCACAGAUGAAGGUUGUGCUGCUCUGGCUUCAGCUCUGAGAUCAAACCCCUCACACACGAUAGAACUGAAUCUGUCUGGGAAUAAACUACAAGAUUCAGAUGUGAAGCUUCUCUCUGAUCUAAAGAAUGAUCCACAUUAUAAACUGGAGACACUAGAUCACAACUGACUCUCAGUAUUCAGACGUCAGUCCAGUUUCCUCAGGAUCAGCUGAUGGUGAGCCGCUAGAGACGUCACAGUCACACAGUCAACAGAGACUGAAGACACAGAGACACACAGAGAUCACACUGUCAUGUGUGUGACUUCACAGCAGUUUCUUGUUUGUAUCUUUUUGUGGGUCUGAUCUUUUGAAUUACAGAUGUCAUCAGAUUUCCACAAUGAUCUAAUAGAGGACUUGAACUCUCUGAUGAAUAAUGUAAAAUUCUUCUAUUUGUGACCCAUGAAAACAAGUGCUGAAAAUUGAUUUGGUAUUGAUUAGAUAUUGUGCUGCUUGAUUACAAUGUUGAUGGUGUAACAUCCAAUAUACACUGAAAGUGACAUGAAAUUACAAAAUUACAUUAUUUUAAUCAACAAGAUACAGUUGAGCUCAAAAGUUUACAUACCCCUUGCAGAAUCUGCAAAAAUGUGAAUCAUUUUAACAAAAUAAGAAGGAUCAUGAAAAUUGCAUGUUAUUUUUUAUUUAGUACUGUCCUUAAUAAACUAUUUCACAUAACAGUUGUUUACAUAAAGUCCACAAGACAAAAAAAUAAAUUCUGCUAUCAAAAUUACCCCAUUCAAAAGUUUACAUACCCUUGAUUCUUAAUACUAACAUGUUUCCCAGAAAACAAAAAAAGUACAAUUUAUUCUGUUCUUCCAAUUCAAAAGUUUACAUCCCCGACUCUUAAUGUGUCGUGUUUCCUUCUGGAGCAUCAGUGAAUGUUUGAACCUUGUUUAAUACUUGUGUUUGAGUCCCUCAAUAGUCCUCAGUGUGAAAAGAUGGAUCUCAGAAUCAUACAGUCACUGCUGAAAAGGGUUCAAAUAUGCAGAAGAUGCUGGAAAACUGAAGAAUCUGCAGGACCUGGAGGAUUUUUCUGAAGAACAGAGCUCAGUUUAACUGCUCAGGACAAACAAGGACUCAUGAACAACCAUCACAAAACAAAAAAAACAGUCGUGGAUCAUCCAGGUAACCACACACAGUAUUAAGAAUCAAGGGUAUGUAAACUUUUGAACAGGGUCAUUUUUGUCACGACCGGGGAUAGAACCCAGAAUGUGUUGCUGGUAGCCCAAUGCUCUAACCACUAUACCACAGUGUAGUGGUUAGACCCAAAUUGCAGAGAAUCACAAGAGGCAGGAUUGGAGAAAAAACAAACAGUCUUUACUUAAUGUCCUUCUUGAAUAAACAAAAAUUAAGCACCAAAAGCAGGGCUGAAGAAGGUACAGAUCCACAAGGCAAAAAUGUCCAAAAACAUAAAGCAAAGUUUCCAAGUAAGCAGGUCAAAGGACCGAGUAAAAAGUCUCUCACAGUAAUCCAAACAAGGGCCAAAAGAUCUGUCAGAAAAACUUCAAGACUGAGCAAAGAUACAAACAAAUGCAGGUCUUAUAUAUGCCCACAAACACACACUAACAAGCCAGGCACAGGUGAUAUCAUUGAGCUAAUAAUGAACAGGAAGUCAGGAGGAAGUUGUGGAAGGUCUUGUGCUCUCCGUUUCCCUCUGCUGGACAGACCGUGGUGUGACACAUUUUAAUAAAUUCAGCAAUUUUUUUGUCUGGUGGACUUUAUGUAAACAACUGUUAUGUGAAUAUGCGGAUGUUAGCAGUCUGAACAAACACUAACAGUCUGGGUUUCAGUGAGACUGGAACAGACCAAACUGAUCUGAGCAUCUUACUGUGGCUAAAUAUGCAGACUGUGUUUGGGCAUGAAGAGACAAGAACAUCAUUUUAACUGCAAGCUGUUAGAUGUUAUGACAGGUAAUAACGGCUGAUAAGUUAGAGUUUGUCCAGACCACUAACCACUGCCCAUUUACUGACUCACAUAUUUCUAUAUUCUAGUAGUUCCAUUGGUUCUGUCAUAGGAGACCCUGGUGUUGUGUUUAAUUCAUAGUUUAUAGCGCCUCCUUGUGAACACUUGUCAUUAAUGCAACUAGAUCUUCUUAGUGGCCUCCUGUGUAUUCUCCAUUUAUUUUAGUCUUUUUUUUUAUUUGGACAUAUAUUUUGUUAAAUUUAUUUAGUUAAAUAAAAUAGAACGACCAGGUAGCUCAUAAUGUCCUGUGCCUUUCACCUGGUCUGCUAUGAUGAGACUAGA
Molecule: messenger RNA, 7329 nt
Organism: Ctenopharyngodon idella (grass carp)
Lineage: Eukaryota; Metazoa; Chordata; Actinopteri; Cypriniformes; Xenocyprididae
Product: NACHT, LRR and PYD domains-containing protein 12-like
Exons: 23
Coding region: 205-5217 (1670 amino acids)
Molecular function (GO): protein binding
Source: RefSeq, a predicted model, not a curated record